Messenger RNA from Prorocentrum cordatum, 1101 nucleotides. Lineage: Eukaryota; Dinophyceae; Prorocentrales; Prorocentraceae. The record is from the annotation of a GenBank genome assembly.
AUACCCCCGAAGAAGAAGACCGCGAGCGGCGGCUCGCGCAACAAGGGCAAGAUGACGAUCAACCCUCGUUCUCUUCGGCGCAGGGCCCAGAUUGCGGCGGUCGAGGGCCCAGAGGACCAGAAGAUCACGCCAGAUCAGGACGACGCGGAGAUCCCAGGCCGGGAGGAGCUGGGCGACCCGGUCGAGCGGGCUCGGAUGGAGCAGAUGCUGGCCACCGAAGGGAUGAGCGAGGUGGACAGGCAGUUCUUCUCGCAGGGUCACCUCCACCUCGAGGCGAGCGACCACCGCUGGAGGCACCUCCGUCUCAAGGCGAUGUGGUUCUGCCGGGCGCGCAUCAGCACGGUCGACGCGGUGUCUCGGCGCCCGGGCGCCCAGGAGGAGAUGACCCAGGAGGGCUGCGUCCAUCCGCCGUGGGCCAGGUACUCGAGCAGCAACCAGCACUGCUACUGGACGGACUGCCUGCAGCGCAAGGGCCGCCCGGCGCGCCGGCAGAAGACAGACGAAGAGAAGGCCGAUGCGCAGCGGAAGAAGGCCCGGAUGCAGGCGGAGCUCGAGCAGAUGAUCAAGGAUCACGACCUCCAAGGUGAGGGCCCCUGGACUGCCCCGCCACGCCCCAAGGCGCCGCCGCUCAAGCUCGGCACCCCGGAGCACCACCAGGGCUACGCCCCGCGGAAGCCACCGCCUCCGGGGGCGCCCCUGCCCAAGAGGGCAAACCCCCCGCCUCGCAUGAGGGCCGCGACGGUGGCCGAGAUGCAGCAGGCCCUUUUCGACAUGAACCAGCUGGUCGAGAGCCAGCACAGGAGCAGCGAGCGGUGCUUUCAGCGGAUCAUGGACAUGGCGACGCAGCAGGACCGCCAGCUCAAGGAGGCCACCGGCCAUCCGAAGGUCGCGGCGGACGACGGCCUUGGCGAGAUGAAGAAGUUCGCGGAGCAACAGAGCGAGCUGAUCACGCAGCUGAUGAGUCGCCCGCAGAUGUCCGAGACCGACAUGGCCCGCCUCGUCCACGUGGCGACGAGCCUGACCCAGCCGGGCGCUGCGCCAUCGCCGGAGGUCUCGGAGGCAGCGGGCAGCCCAGGGCAGGCGGAUCGCUCUGGCAGCUGA